AGCCCUUUGCCGACGGGAGUACACCGCCGCGCCUCACCAUGGGAGGAUCGCCUGGUACUGCGCUGCUGCUGGUGCUGCUGGCGGCUACUGUUGCUGCAGCCCAGACACGUGAGAUGAGCAGCCAGUGCGAGGUCGACAGCAGGGACCUAACUGAGCCAGACCGCAACAUAUCUCUCCGGACGAUACGCAUGUUGGAGUCGUGGGGUCAGCUGCCCGUGUCUGGUUUGCUGGAGGGCAACACGGCGCUGCUGGGGAACUUCGACGAGUGCCUGGACGCCGGCGGCAAGUACUGCCUGGCCAGCGUGCGUCUGCAACACGUGGCAGCCCAGCAGGACAACGGCUCUGCUUCCCUGGGAGACCCCGUGCGGCAGGCACGGCUGCAGCUGUCGGCCUCCGGCGGCGGCGGCGUGCUGCGCUGGGCGGUCUGCGCUCCCGAGUCCUGCUCGGCGGACGACGCGGCGCUCCUGCUGCGUCACAAACUGCAGCACCUGCUGCCCGCCUCUGGCGCUAACGACACUGCCGUCGACGUGUCGCAGAGUGCUUGCAGCGUGGCCGCCGCACCCCCGUUGGCUCCCAAGGAAUGGGCAUUCUUGUCCAUAAUGCUUCUGGUGUGUGUGGUCGUCACCAUUUCAACAAUUUUUGACGUGGCCGUGGCUGAUACAGUUGGACUGCAGAGAGAUAGUUCUUGGUUAGCUUUCUCGGCGCGCAAAAAUUGGUGUGCCAUCAUGUCCACAAGUCGAGCAGGAUUCACCAGCUUGCACGGUCUCAAAUUCCUCAGCAUGGCUUGGGUAAUGAUGUUCCACACCAACUCUGUGGUCGUCGACACACCGGCUGCCAACUCGAAUCACACGCUUCCGUCGAUGAUGUACGACUGGACGCGCAUUCCGAUUGCGAACGGCGGCAACCUGGCGGUGAACACGUUCUUCGUGGCCAGCGGCCUGCUGCUGAGCUUCACCUUCCUGAGGGAGCGCGCCCGCGGCCGGCCCUUCGGCCUGCUCGGCUUCUACCUGCACCGCUACCUGCGCCUGACGCCGCCCUACGCCGCCGUGAUGUGGUUCUACGCGACGUUGCUGCCCCGCCUAGCCGCUGGUCCGCUGUGGCCUGAGGUGGCGGGGUCCGCCAGCUACCACUGCUCGCGCGGCUGGUGGCGCAACUUGCUCUACGUCAACAACUACCAGAGUAUUCAGGACCUGUGUAUGGGGCAGUCGUGGUACCUGGCGGCGGACAUGCAGCUCUACUGGGCGUCUCCGCUGCUGCUGUGGCCCAUGUUCCGGUGGCCGCGGCUGGGCCGCGGCCUCCUCCUCAUGGCUGUCUUCGGAGCCACCGCUGCCAUGUUCUCCGUCACCUUUGCCCACAAUCUGCCCUGGGCCGACGUCCACGGCCUUACUGAGGACGAAUUCGUGCGGUACAUGUCAAUGAUUUACCUGCCGACGUACUCGAGAAUCGUGCCGUACGUCACUGGCAUGGCCGUCGGCUGGGUACUCUUCAGCACCAGAGACAACAAAUGCGACGCUUCCUCGGUUGCGAUAAGCGCGUGCUGGGCCGCGUCGACGGCCCUGGCGCUGUCCUCGGUGUACGGGCUGCACCUCAGCUACCACAGGCCCUACAGCAGGCUGGAGGCUGCGCUGUUCGCCACCCUGCGGCCGCUCGCCUGGUCUCUGUCCAUCGCCUGGGUCAUCUACGCCUGCGAAAAGGGACGCGCAGGUCCAGUGAAAACCUUCCUGUCGUGGAAUGGCUUCCAGCCACUCGCCAAACUCUGCUACAGUGCGUACCUCGUGCAGUACAUCAUCCUUUUCUACGACCAGGGCGAGACAAGGACGCCAAUUACCUACGGUCGCUACUAUCUCGUACAUAAAACGCUGGGUGACAUGGCACUGACGCUGCCGCUUGCAGCCAUUCUCUCACUGGCUUUCGAAAUGCCCGCUCUCAACUUGGACAAGGCUCUGCUAAGACCAGGAAGCAAAUCGACAUCUGCAGGCAAUACGACAGCCAGGGACAACCAGGCAUUCAGCUCCGAUGAACUGCGGGCGCCUGCGACUAGAAUUGAAAUGGCUUUGCACCCAGCUACGGCCGUCAGCGCCAGGCAAAGGACAUCGCCUUGAUGACUGAUGAUUGGUAACUGCUCACAUCCACAAGCCGAGUCACGGCAAAGGGUCGUCCUCCAUCACAGCGAGAUAACGCUGUUUCUGGCGACAAUACGUCCGUGCUAACAAAUGUAUGCAUCCUUUUGUAAACUAGCUGUUUAUUUACGACACAAGGGUGCGCACAUUACAUUUGAUAUCUUCCCCUAUAGUACGAUGCACAGUGAACACUACAAGUUUGUAUAAUAUUACCUAACACUAAAUUCAGUGUCGUAAGUGUCUGUCAGGGUAUGGAUACCAAGUUGUAUCUAAAUGUAAGACGAGGUUUAGGAAGGAAAACUGUAAUCCUUUUCUCCGUUUAAGAACUCUGUACAUCAAUUUCAUCAGUCUGCAUGAUAUGAAAUGAGUGAAAUAUAUGUGUUCUCAACUAA
This is a messenger RNA of Schistocerca piceifrons (Central American locust), 2512 nucleotides long. Its product is annotated as nose resistant to fluoxetine protein 6-like. NCBI's taxonomy places the organism in Eukaryota, Metazoa, Arthropoda, Insecta, Orthoptera, Acrididae. The transcript has 12 exons. Gene Ontology annotation, molecular function: acyltransferase activity, transferring groups other than amino-acyl groups. The record is from RefSeq and is a predicted model, not a curated record. The coding region runs from base 39 to 2102 and encodes 687 amino acids.